AUUCUACCAAUAAUACCCUUUUUCCUUCACAGACCAGGUUUUUGGGGUUUCUCUAGGGUUUACUACUUCUCCAAUCUCAAAUCGCAAAUUUUGAAAAACCCCAUCUAAGCUUUAAUAGAUGCGAAUUCAACUUCCACUUCUGCCGAAUCAUCAACUAAGUAGUAAUAGAAACAUAUUUGAAAUAUGGAAGCUCGAGUCGGUGUAGUGGUGGAAGGAGGACAGAGGGCUCUUAAUACCGCCACCGCUACCGCCGUGCAUAACAGCGUUGUCGACGCCGGAAACAGGAAGCUGUUACAGCAACAACCGCAGACGCAGACACAAAGCUGCCAGCAAUAUCACCAAAGUAAUAAACGGUCGUUGAAUCAGCAGCAAGGCCAUUUGGGGAUCGUCGAGCAUCUUCUCGCCGGAGGAAUUGCCGGCGCAUUUAGUAAGACAUGCACCGCUCCUCUUGCUCGCCUCACCAUCUUGUUUCAGAUACAAGGCAUGCAGUCGGAAGCUGCAAUUUUGAGCAGUCCAAAGAUUUGGCAUGAAGCUUCCCGUAUAGUCAAGGAGGAAGGUUUUAGAGCAUUUUGGAAAGGAAACCUGGUUACUGUAGCUCAUCGGCUUCCCUAUAGUGCAGUAAACUUCUAUACAUAUGGAGAAUACAAGAAAUUCUUCAACUCAAAUCCAGUCUUGCAGAAUUAUAAAGGAAAUGCAGCUGUGGACACUUCUGUGCACUUUGUAAGUGGUGGUUUGGCUGGACUUACAGCUGCUUCAGCUACCUACCCUCUCGAUCUCGUAAGGACACGGCUCUCUGCACAGAGACAUACAAUCUAUUAUCAGGGUAUUGGGCAUGCCUUCCGUACCAUUUGCAGAGAAGAGGGAAUUUGGGGUUUAUAUAAAGGACUUGGUGCAACAUUGCUGGGUGUCGGUCCAAACCUUGCAAUCGGCUUCGCAGCGUAUGAGUCUUUUCGAACAUUUUGGCGCUCUCAUAGGCCUAAUGAUUCAGAUGUCCCGGUUAGUCUUGGUAGUGGCAGCCUCUCCGGAAUUGUUUCCUCGACAGUGACAUUCCCAUUGGACCUGGUGAGAAGAAGAAUGCAGUUGGAAGGAGCUGGUGGGCGAGCGCGAGUGUAUACCACAGGACUCUUUGGAACAUUCAAACACAUAUUUAAGGCUGAAGGCAUAAGAGGGCUAUACAGAGGAAUCUUACCAGAAUACUACAAAGUGGUUCCUGGUGUUGGCAUUGCCUUCAUGACAUUUGAGCAACUGAAGAAGCUCUUAUCCGUCCCCAAUUAAUAUACCUUAGUGUACCUUUAUAGAGUUUGGAGUAGAAGAAACAGAAUAUCAUUUUUCCUAUGGUUGGUAGUAGUUUUUUAUUAUCUUACCGUACAUAGUAGUAGUUGCAGUUUUAGGUGUUUAGGUUUACAAUUUGUUCCUCAUCCUGUCAUCCAUUAGCAUCUCUGACUCUAGAUAACAAUUUUGCCUUGUUCAAGAGCUCUGUCAUUAAGCAAGCUUUAUACUUUUUUGUAUCUCUUUAUGGGUUCUUGAUAUAUGUACCUGCAGAAAGUUUUGGCUGCUUUGUUCUAA
Messenger RNA from Capsella rubella, 1566 nucleotides. Its product is annotated as mitochondrial substrate carrier family protein B. The coding region runs from base 184 to 1275 and encodes 363 amino acids. Gene Ontology annotation, biological process: transmembrane transport. Lineage: Eukaryota; Viridiplantae; Streptophyta; Magnoliopsida; Brassicales; Brassicaceae. The record is from RefSeq and is a predicted model, not a curated record. The transcript is spliced from 7 exons.